AUGCAUUCACUAUCAGCUGGUUCUACUUCAUCAAAAGUGAGUGUUGUCGCUCCCUCUGAGAGCCAAAAACAAACUGCAUCGGCGGAGGAGAGGGUAUUUGGAACAGGGCUGUUUGACACCUCUCGGGGUACUAUCGGGGGAGAAGGAAAUGCAAAAUUCUCGUGCGGUCUUCUGUUAUGUGCGUUUAUCGUUGUCAUAUCGUCUGGAGCAAUCUUCUUUCUUGUUUGUAACGUGUACGUGCAAUGGAGAUCAAUGGAUCUUGCAAACAAGCAGAAGGCGUUGGCUAAAAUGGGGUACAUCUUAUUGAGCAUAAUAGCAUCUUUAAUGAUUUUUCAAGGCACGGUAAUUGCGGUGUCAAGGCUUAGAUCGCAUUCUUUCCGAAGUAGGUCACCGAAAGGACGCUCCUACCAAAAGUUACAAUCUACAGAGGAAGACUUCGAAAUGGACGUUCUGUAA
This is a messenger RNA of Zygotorulaspora mrakii, 456 nucleotides long. RefSeq lists its product as uncharacterized. The transcript has a single exon. The record is from RefSeq and is a predicted model, not a curated record. NCBI's taxonomy places the organism in Eukaryota, Fungi, Ascomycota, Saccharomycetes, Saccharomycetales, Saccharomycetaceae. The coding region runs from base 1 to 456 and encodes 151 amino acids.